Molecule: messenger RNA, 3952 nt
Organism: Argentina anserina (silverweed cinquefoil)
Lineage: Eukaryota; Viridiplantae; Streptophyta; Magnoliopsida; Rosales; Rosaceae
Product: protein transport protein SEC31 homolog B
Exons: 23
Coding region: 190-3528 (1112 amino acids)
Biological process (GO): COPII-coated vesicle cargo loading; endoplasmic reticulum organization; intracellular protein transport
Cellular component (GO): COPII vesicle coat; endoplasmic reticulum exit site
Molecular function (GO): protein binding; structural molecule activity
Source: RefSeq, a predicted model, not a curated record
AAACACACACACGAACUCUCCCUCACAAUUUUAGAGAGAAACAGAGAAGAGAGAGAGAGAGAAAGUGUGUAUCCUCAUUCACUUUCUCACAGAGAGAGAAAGAGAUCAGGUUCAAUACAUCAAACCCUAGAAAAUCCAAGAUUCCCAAUUUCCACCAGAUCCAAUUGAAACUGGUCACAAUUUGGAGCCAUGGCGUGUAUAAAAGGCGUGAACAGAUCGGCUUCGGUGGCGGUCGCGCCGGAAGCGCCGUACAUGGCGGCCGGAACGAUGGCGGGAGCGGUGGAUCUGUCGUUCAGCUCCUCCGCGAAUAUCGAGAUCUUCAAGCUCGAUUUGCAGUCGGACGAUCGUGACCUUCCGGUAGUGGGAGAGUCGACGAGCUCCGAGAGAUUCAAUCGGUUAUCGUGGUCCAAGCCCGCCGCUGGAUCAGGUUCUCAAGACUUGAGCCUUGGCCUUAUCGCCGGUGGACUCGUCGACGGGACUAUUGAUAUCUGGAAUCCUCUCACUCUGAUCCGUUCUGAGACAGGGGAAAAUGCUUCAGUCGAGCGUCUCACAAGACAUAAGGGGCCUGUUCGUGGUCUUGAAUUCAAUGCACUUGCACCAAAUUUACUUGCAUCUGGGGCUGAUGAUGGUGAAAUUUGCAUAUGGGACUUGGCUAAUCCUACUGAGCCAACUCAUUUUCCACCUCUUCGGGGAAGUGGUUCUGCUGCCCAGGGUGAGAUUUCAUUUUUAUCAUGGAAUAGCAAGGUCCAACAUAUACUGGCAUCCUCGUCAUAUAAUGGGACAACUGUGAUUUGGGACCUAAAAAAGCAAAAGCCGGUGAUUAGUUUUGCGGAUUCAGUUAGAAGACGGUGCUCUGUUUUACAGUGGAAUCCGGAUGUUGCCACUCAACUUGUUGUUGCUUCAGAUGAAGAUGGUUCACCUUCUCUCAGGCUUUGGGAUAUGCGUAAUGUAAUUGCACCAGUUAAAGAGUUUGUGGGGCACACUAAAGGUGUGAUCGCAAUGUCAUGGUGUCCUAGUGAUAGCUCUUAUCUGCUAACCUGUGCUAAGGAUAAUCGAACUAUUUGUUGGGACACAAAUUCUGCAGAGAUUGUAUGUGAAUUGCCUGCGGGCACCAACUGGAACUUCGAUGUGCACUGGUAUCCGAAAGUACCUGGAGUGAUAUCAGCAUCUUCAUUUGAUGGAAAAAUUGGGAUUUAUAAUAUCGAGGGUUGCAGUAGAUAUGGUGUGGGGGAGAGCAACUUUGGUGCUGGGCCUCUGAGAGCUCCAAAAUGGUAUAAGCGCCCAGCUGGGGCAUCCUUUGGUUUUGGAGGCAAGAUUGUGUCGUUUCGCCCUAGUUCAUCUGGGGCAGGUUCUUCAGAGGUUUAUGUGCAUAGCUUGGUUACAGAACAAAGUUUGGUGGAUCGCUCAUCGGAGUUUGAAAGCGCAAUACAAAAUGGAGAAAGGGCUUCACUCCGGGCUAUAUGUGACAAGAAAGCACAUGAGUCCGAGUCUGCAGAUGACCGGGAAACAUGGGGCUUAUUAAGGGUUAUGUUUGAAGAUGAUGGGACUGCAAGGACAAACCUGAUCACACAUCUAGGUUUCACUGUACCCGAGGAAACAAAAGAAAUUGUUCAAGAUGAUCUAUCAGCGGAAGUCAAUGCACUUGGGAUUGAGGAUUCAACAACUGAAAAAGCUGGUUUGAGUGCUGAGAAGGAAACUACAAUUUUUCCUUCUGACAAUGGAGAAGAUUUCUUUAACAAUCUUCCCAGUCCUAAAGCCGACACUCCUCAUUCAGCCUCUGGUGAAAAGUUCGUUGUAGGUGAUACAGUUUCUAUUACAGAACAAGUUCAAGAAGAACCUGAGGGACUGGAAGAGAGUGCCGAUCCAACAUUUGAUGAAUCAGUUCAACAUGCUUUAGCUGUGGGAGAUUAUAAAGGGGCCGUUGCAAAGUGCAUUUCAGUAAAUAAAAUGGCUGAUGCGUUAGUUAUUGCUCAUGCUGGUGGUCCUACGUUGUGGGAGACCACUCGAGAUCAAUACCUUAAGUUGAGCCAUUCACCUUACCUUAAGAUUGUGUCUGCAAUGGUGAACAAUGACCUAUCGAGUCUUGUUAACACCAGACCCCUAAAAUUCUGGAAGGAAACACUUGCUGUUCUCUGUAGUUUUUCGUCAGUAGAGGCGUGGGAAGACCUGUGUAAUACGCUUGCUGCCAGACUCAUAGCUGUGGGUAAUACCCUGGCAGCAACUAUUUGUUAUAUAUGUGCGGGAAAUAUUGAUAAGACAGUAGAUAUUUGGUCGAGGAAUCUGACAACCUCUCAUGAAGGGAGGUCCUAUGUUGACCUUCUUCAGGAAUUAAUGGAAAAGACUAUAGUACUUGCCUUGGCAACUGGACAGAAGCGAUUUAGUGCAUCCUUGUGUAAACUUGUCGAGAAAUAUGCUGAAAUUUUAGCAAGUCAAGGUCUUUUAACAACAGCGAUGGAGUACCUGAAACUUCUGGGUUCUGAUGAAUUGCCACCUGAACUUGCGAUCUUACGGGAUCGUAUUGCUCUUUCCACAGAACCUGUUUUUAAGUGUGGCAACUGGCAAAGAAACUAUUAUAGGAGGAAGCCCUUGACAGAGAAAGCCUCCAAGUUCGAAAAUCCUGCACCAGCUACUAUAUAUCCUGUGCCUGGGAACUCUACAUAUCCUCAGCCACAUCUGCAACCUCAUGGUCCUGGCAUUCCGUAUGAUGGGGGCUAUCCUCAACCUUUGCCAUAUACUCCUGCCCCGUACCACCCGCUUCCAUCACAGAAUCCACCACAGCCUCCUCACAUGUUUGUUCCUGCCCAAACACCUCAAGUACCAAAGGAUAAUUUUUCUCCACCUCCUGCAUCUACUCAGCCUCCCGUGUCCUUUAUUCCUUCAACCCCUCCUGCUCUGUCGAAUGUGAACCAAUAUCAGCAGCCCACGCUGGGUGAUCAGUUGUAUCCUGGAACUUUUCAACAUGUGCAAACAGGGCCCGGUUUAGGAGCUCCACAUCAAUCACAGGUCAAUUCAGUUCCUGGAAAUAAGAUGCCACAUGCUGUGGCCCCUUCACACGGUGGAUUUAUGAACGUCACUAAUUUAGGGGUUGUUCCGGGGACUCUGCAGCCAUCUAGUCCCCCUGCUCCAUCUCGGCCAUCUGUGGCUCCACCUCCACCACCUACCAUACAGACUGUUGAUACUUCAAAAGUUCCUGGCCACCAGAAGCUCGUAAUCGCAACGUUAGGGAGACUUUUCAAUGAAACCACAGAAGCGUUGGGAGGUUCACGUGCUAACCCUGCUAAGAAGCGUGAAAUAGAAGACAAUUCAAAAAAGAUUGGCGCAUUGUUUGCCAAACUCAACAGCGGAGACAUAUCUAAAAAUGCUGGUGAUAAACUUGUGCAGCUGUGCCAGGCACUGGAUAAUGGUGAUUUCACCACUGCCUUAAAAAUUCAGGUAGAACUUACCACGAGUGAGUGGGAUGAAUGCAACUUUUGGCUUGCAACUCUCAAGCGGAUGAUCAAGACCAGGCAAGCUGUGAGAUUAAGUUGAGAAGGUUGAGAUUCUCAAAUGUCGGAUUGUUGGGUUUUUGAUAUUUUUCAUGUGGCCUAAGGCGUGGUGGUGCAGGAGUUUUCUCAUGCACACAAGAACAGCUAUAGAUUUCAGUUUCAGGAAUUUGGUCUUAAUAUUUACUAUUGUAGGCCAAUGGUUGGUUUCAAAGCAGUUAGUGAAGAUGUCCAGAUAACUAGGAAUUGACUUGCCGACCGUUUACAUUUUAUUUUUGUAGUUAUAAGAUAUAGUUAUUUUUUGUUCACAGUUGCAUAGGAUUUCUGUUCUUUCACAGUUGCAAGGAUGUUUGUGGAGCUGCUUCAAGCAUUUAUAGUGACCUGGUUUUAUUGGCCAUCAACUUGUACCACCGUUGUGCUCUCAUUACAUCGAACCCACAUAUCAAAUUGAUGACUUCAAUUUUGAUGAA